UAAACAAGGUCACUCGCCAUCCUCCGCUGGUCGACGACGUCUCCAAGAAAGAUAGCAAAGAAAAGUAAUCACAAAGACACUCCUCUUCAAUGAAAGCGUACUACAACAUCUUCUGUCUCCUGCUCCUCGAGUCGUUCCUCCACGACGUCCAAUCAGCGAACGGCGGUGAUAGCAGCGCCCCCAUCAGACCUAUAAAAAGGGGGAACCACCGAAAGAGAGGUGGAGAGGUUGGUCGUGUGUUGGAAGUGGAGUGUGAGUAGGGAGGAGGCUGCUACUGCUUGCGCUCAUUCCAAUACGCACGCGCGUCUAGCGUAAAACCAACAUGGAUCUGCUGUGCACGGAGUCUCCACACUUCGGACAGACCAUCCGAGCCCCAAUGGAUUCAACCAUCGUCGGUGAUCAAACUGUAUUUGACAGGAUGCUGGACAAUCAACCGCGCUACACUGUUACGAGUGACUAUUGCAAACAUGUUCAGACUGAAGUGACAGAUGCGAUGCGGAAGGUCCUUGCACUGUGGAUGUCUGAGGUUUGCGAAGAGCAAGGAUGUGAAGACAUUGUGUUCCCCUGUGCCAUGAACUAUCUCGACAGGUAUCUGGCGAGAACAAGCGUCAAAAAGUCCCAACUCCAGCUCCUAGGUGCCGUCUGCUUGCUAAUGGCUUCCAAGAUGCGACAGUGCCGACCAAUUACAGUGGAAUCACUUGUGUACUACACGGACUUUUCUGUCACAGCAGAGGAAGUGAAGGCAUGGGAGAUACUUGUCCUGAGCAAACUGGACUGGGACAUGGCGUCCAUCUUGGCCAACGACUUCGUAGACCACCUUAUCUGCUGGUUAGGAGUGACCAGGGACAUGGACACAGUCAGGCGGCAUGCCAACACAUUCAUCUCCCUCUGCGCCACCGAAUACAAGUUUGUCAGUUACGCUCCCUGCCUAGUGGCUACGGCCAGUGUAGCCGCAGCGAUCCACGGCUUGGGCUGCAGUCUGGAAUCCGAGUACACGCAAGAGGCGCUCGUCUCGUGCCUUCAAGCCAUGACUGGCAUUGAAUCGGAACUCAUCGUGCAGUGCGUCCAGGACAUCGAAUCCCUCAUGGUCAGCAGCGUGGCUUCUCUUCAGCAACAACAACAACAGACAUACAACAAAAUGAACAGCAGCGCGUACAGUAGUACGAAACUGAGCUCCUCUGUGACGACGUCCGGUGACAGGAGCCAAUUGAAGACGCCGACCGACGUCCAAGAUAUAAAUUUCUGAAAAAGGGCCUACCAUACUGUGUAACCAAUUCAGCGAACGUCUCUGAAGCCUGCAGUGCUGCUAAUGUUGUGCAUCACGGACAGACAUAAGACAGUGCGUUACUGAAGUUAACGCUGGUGCUCUGAAUGUCCCCUACGUCGUCGAAGCAACCGUCGAUGGGAAAUUUGUUGCAAACUCUUUCAGGGCUUCUUAAACCAAAGACAGCCUCAGGAAUUUUCUCCUAUUGAUUUGUAGUGAAUGAAUAUAUAACUGCAGUGGGUGCAAGGUAUACCUUUCGAGGGAAGUUGCGUGCACCCUACGGUAGCGUUCUACUGUACAUACCGGAGUCAAUAGUAUAUUAUGCGUUUGUAAAUAUGCUGCCAUUGCGUUGGUGUUAUGUGUGGUUGUGUUGUAUCGUUAUAAGAAAGAUAUUUGUAUGGCUGGGCGAAAAUUGCUUCGUUAAUCGGAUCUCGUUUCGUUAUGUGUGAGCUACGCCGUCCGUUCCGAGGAUAUACUGUAUUACUAUGCUCUUUCAAUGCCGGAAGAUAUGCCGUCCAGGAUGCUGCUACAGUCAAUUUGGGCAGCUCAAGACUUGAAUUCAAAUGAAAUGCGUGUAUUAUUUCUGUCAUGUCGAAUUAACGAGGGUCGAAUUAACCAGAAGUCUCGGUAACGUGACACCUUAGCGUUGCUCCUAAUAGCCCUGUUGCGUGCCUGUUAUAUCCACAUCAAUGUGUUCAGUGAAACAGCCAAACCUUUGUGGUCUCAUUACCGGGACUUCGAAUUAACGAAAAUGUAGCGUGGAAUUUACAAGGAUUGAAGAAAGGAGUCAUAAGAACGUUCAGUACGCCAAUCUAACAGUAACAAAUAAGUCUACCUUGCAAAUCGAAACUAGUCCUGUCCAGUUCAUAAAGACUUAAUAACUAAAGUGAUACUUAAGUAGCGAUUGCCGAUUAAGUAGCGAGAGCGAUGGUACUUAAGUAGCGAGAGCGAUGGUACUUAAGUAGCGACAUGUCGUUGUAAACUUUAUUAGAAUCAAUGCAGCACUGACGUCAAUAUUGAAAACUCGACCGGUGCUCUUACGUUCAAUGCAGGACGUUGUGUGUGCAUGGACUUGAAGGUAGCCGGGACUGAAACUUUCGAACAGAUGCGUUUCAUCAAUAUUCUGAGGCGAAGUAUAAUCUCAAACAAAUCUUACAAUGUGACGCGCACAAUCGCAAAGUUCGUUAAAUAUUGUCUCUAGAAAGCUGCAGGCAUCGUUAAAACCAAACGGUGCCCACUUGCAGUUUAAAAUAGCUUCACCUCGUUCUAAAGAUUAAGCACACACUGUUACACAUCGAGAAUUUCAGUUCGACUCUACCUUCCAAAUACUGUUUUUUCGCGCAAGAAUAUAACAGCGCUGUUAAUUCGUAAUAUAUACCAUUUAUGCCACAAUACCUUUUUUUGAAGCGCUGCAACGUGUAUUUAUUGCGAGACUUUUUUAUCGUCUGUUUAGUUUCUAGUCCACAAAUUGCACAUAGAUACUCUAGCAGUUUUUUUUUUUUCGACUUAAACUUCCAUGUACGCGUGCACAACGCACUUGCACAGUGUUCAUGUGUGUAAUGUUCCAAUCAUUACGACGGAACGCACAUUUCAUGUACAGAGCAGAAGCGAUCCUCAUUCCAGUAUUGCCUUUACAUGAGUUUAUCUCCCCCACCGUUCAUGAUUUUUUAGUCGAGCGCAAGAUCUCAGCAAUUCUUUUAUAUAUAGAAAAAAAAGUGCUAUGGCAGCUAUAACGCCGUCUAUAUUGACGGUGUGUUGUCCAAACCAUAUACAAAUCACCUUUGUGUCUGUGAUCGCACAUGAAUGUUUUCGUAUUUUCUCUCUCGUUCAGUCCUAUGUCGCCCUCCGUGCUUUCUGGCAAAUUUUGUCUUGCCACAGCUUAGUUGCUAUACCUUUUUUCCCCUCCGUACCUGUUUCAAACGCCGCAGUGAGUGCCUGAACAAACCCAAUGUUUUGUUUUUUCUAAGGUGGUGUUAAAAAAUUGUUAUUGUUACCGUGUCGACUCGACAUGCCAUAUUGACGGCUGUCCUUGUGUAAUCUUGUUAGACUGUUUCGAGAAGCGUUUUGAAGACGCACAACUGUUCGGUCAAAAUGGUUAGGGCCAGUGUGUUAAAAAAUGUGAUAUGUAGCCUGAAUGUCGCUUAUUGUUUCCCAUUGGGUCUUCCUGUGUUGCUUUUCCUUUUCUUUUUUUUUUUAUCUGUAUAUUGUUCGCUUGGUUUUGUCACUGAUGUUUAAACCUCGUACUUCUUUUUCCAAGUUCGUGUCUCACUUAUUUUCACGUGUAAAUAGUUAGAGGUUACUUUGGAUGUCUUCUUUUUUUUUUUUUUUCCGAUAAAUGCAAGGUAUACAAAGUUUUGUAGCAAUUGAAAUGUAUCGAUAUAAUUUUAUACUGCUGCAAAAGAGUAAAUAAAUUCAGAUUUAUAUU
Ornithodoros turicata is the source of this 3689-nucleotide messenger RNA. RefSeq names its product G1/S-specific cyclin-D3-like. The record is from RefSeq and is a predicted model, not a curated record. Gene Ontology annotation, biological process: regulation of cyclin-dependent protein serine/threonine kinase activity; mitotic cell cycle phase transition. Gene Ontology annotation, molecular function: cyclin-dependent protein serine/threonine kinase regulator activity. Gene Ontology annotation, cellular component: nucleus; cyclin-dependent protein kinase holoenzyme complex; cytoplasm. NCBI's taxonomy places the organism in Eukaryota, Metazoa, Arthropoda, Arachnida, Ixodida, Argasidae. The coding region runs from base 323 to 1246 and encodes 307 amino acids. The transcript has 5 exons.